This is a messenger RNA of Chinchilla lanigera (long-tailed chinchilla), 3384 nucleotides long. RefSeq names its product sex comb on midleg homolog 1 (Drosophila) (gene Scmh1). The coding region runs from base 328 to 2355 and encodes 675 amino acids. Gene Ontology annotation, biological process: regulation of DNA-templated transcription. The transcript is spliced from 17 exons. Gene Ontology annotation, cellular component: nucleus. Gene Ontology annotation, molecular function: protein binding. The record is from RefSeq and is a predicted model, not a curated record. NCBI's taxonomy places the organism in Eukaryota, Metazoa, Chordata, Mammalia, Rodentia, Chinchillidae.
UCUUGUCUAAUUGCUCUGGCUAAACAUUCCUGUACUAUAUGAAUAAGAGCAGUGAUAGUGGACAUCCUUGUCUUAUUACACAUUGGACAGAAGCAUGGGGAAAACCUGAAAACUUCAGUGUGAUAUUGGCGAUUUCUCCAUCCUGCUAAGGAAGAACAAUUACUUAUUUGGUGUAGCUGGUGGUAGUAUGCAAAAACAAGUUCCUUGAAAAGAUGGAGAAAUUAGCAUACAGAGAAAUUGACUUGUCAGAGAUCAGAGCAAAGUAUUGGUGGAUCAAAGGAUAAAGCCCAAACAUCUUAAUUCUUUGACCAUUUUAGUCUGCUGACUAUGCAGCCUAGUGCAAUAGACUGGAAUGACGUUAAGAAAUACAAAUAUGGUCCCCGAUCAGAGCGUGCGCUUCAUUAUCAAGAAACUACUGACAUCCUGGAGCUAGGUCAUUUUACGUGGGACAAAUACCUAAAAGAAACAUGUUCAGUCCCAGCACCUGUCCAUUGCUUCAAGCAGUCCUAUACACCUCCAAGCAAUGAAUUCAAAAUCAGCAUGAAAUUGGAAGCACAAGACCCCAGGAACACCACAUCCACCUGUAUUGCCACAGUAGUUGGAUUGACGGGUGCCCGCCUCCGCCUGCGCCUUGAUGGCAGUGACAACAAGAAUGACUUCUGGCGGCUGGUUGACUCAGCUGAAAUCCAGCCUAUUGGGAACUGUGAGAAGAAUGGAGGCAUGCUACAGCCCCCUUUGGGAUUUCGGCUGAAUGCCUCCUCCUGGCCUAUGUUCCUUUUGAAGACACUAAAUGGAGCAGAGAUGGCUCCCAUCAGGAUUUUCCAUAAGGAGCCACCAUCACCUUCCCACAACUUCUUCAAAAUGGGAAUGAAGCUGGAAGCGGUGGACAGAAAGAACCCUCAUUUUAUUUGCCCAGCCACUAUUGGGGAGGUUCGGGGCUCAGAGGUGCUUGUCACUUUUGAUGGGUGGCGAGGAGCCUUUGACUACUGGUGCCGCUUUGACUCCCGGGACAUCUUUCCUGUGGGCUGGUGUUCCUUGACUGGAGACAACCUACAGCCACCUGGCACCAAAGUUGUGAUUCCAAAGAAUCCCUACCCUCCAUCUGAUGUGAACAUUGAGAAGCCCAGCAUCCACAGCAACACCAAAACUGUCUUGGAGCAUCAACCAGGACAGAGGGGACGUAAACCAGGAAAGAAGCGAGGCCGAGCACCCAAGACACUUAUACCCCAUCCCAUCUCUACCCCAUCCAAGUCACCUGAACCUUUGAAAUUCCCAAAGAAGAGGGGUCCCAAACCUGGCAGUAAGAGGAAACCUCGGACUUUGCUGAGCCUACCACCCACCUCACCAACAACCAGCACCCCUGAACCGGACACCAGCACUGUUCCCCAAGAUGCUGCCACCAUCCCCAGCUCAGCCAUGCAGGCCCCCACAGUCUGUAUCUACUUGAACAAGAGCGGCAGCACAGGCCCCCACUUGGAUAAAAAGAAGGUCCAGCAGCUCCCUGACCACUUUGGGCCAGCCCGCGCGUCUGUGGUGUUGCAACAAGCAGUCCAGGCUUGCAUCGACUGUGCUUACCACCAGAAAACCGUCUUCAGCUUCCUCAAACAGGGCCAUGGUGGUGAGGUCAUCUCAGCCGUGUUUGACCGGGAACAGCACACUCUCAACCUCCCAGCAGUCAACAGCAUCACCUACGUCCUCCGCUUCCUGGAGAAGCUCUGCCACAACCUUCAUAGUGACAAUCUGUUUGGCAACCAGCCCUUUACACAGACUCACUUAUCAGUCACUGCCACAGAAUACGACCACAGCCACGACAGGUACCUACCAGGUGAAACCUUUGUCCUUGGGAGUAGUCUGCCUCGGUCCUUGGCACCACAUUCAGACUCAAUGGACUCUGCCUUGAAUCCCACCAAACUUGUCAGCUCCUCCCCAAAUCUUCGAGCUCCUGUUUACCGGCCCUUGCUUCCCUCCUGUGGUCUCCCACCAAGCACUGCCUCAGCUGUGCGUAGGCUAUGUUCCAGAGGAGUGUUAAAAGGAUCAAAUGAAAGAAGGGAUAUGGAAUCAUUUUGGAAACUAAAUCAUUCCCCAGGGUCAGACCGAUACCUGGAAAGCCGGGAUCCCCCUCGACUGAAUGGCCGAGACCCUUCCCUGUGGACAGUGGAGGAUGUGAUGCAGUUUGUCCGGGAGGCCGACCCUCAGCUUGGACCCCAUGCUGACCUCUUCCGCAAACAUGAGAUCGAUGGCAAGGCCCUGCUUCUUCUACGCAGUGACAUGAUGAUGAAGUACAUGGGGCUGAAGCUGGGGCCAGCACUCAAGCUCUCCUUCCACAUUGACCGGCUGAAGCAGGGCAAGUUCUAAACAGGCAUAGCCUAGACAACCCAGUGGUCAGGCAGAUGAGGCAUUCUUCUCCCAGAAAGGAGGGCCAGCACCCUAUUCCCAGGUGCCUCAGGGGGGCUCUGGGCCACCUCAAGGCUCCAGGAGUUGGUGUGGAGCUACCACUGCUGCCCCCUUCCUACCAUGGUAUCUCCUUCCAUGAAGGACCCAGGAGGGGAGAAUGUAGGCCCAGGGCUGGCACUGCUCCUCCCCUCAACCCUGAGUGGCUGAGGUCCCCUCUAUUUAUUUCUCAGGCCUGGCUGACCUCUCACCAGGAGUUUAGACUGAACACCUUCUAAGUUAAGAAGAGGCCAGUCCAUGGGGCCUCAGAAGACCCUCAUACCCAGGCCCCUCACCACUUCCUGGGCUUGGUGUGGUGUCCCAGCACCUCCCAGCUCCUGCCUUCUCACCCGAUUCCCAGACUCCAAACUCAUGGUGCCAACCUCUACCUUUAAAAAAAUUAUAUGUUUUCUUACUGCUAAUUUAUUGUUUCUGGCACCUGGGCAAACUCUCUGGUUACUACUCUUCUUGUACCAGACACUUGAGUUUUGGGAGGAAGGAGACCACACUGCCCUGGUCCCAAAGAAGCUCUCUAGAUAGAUGCAGCCUCUCUUCAUUGGAUACUGCUCUAGGGCAAUUUCUUGUUGGAAUGGACAGGCUUACAUGCUCUGCGUGGGGAGGAGAGGGUCUUGUCAUCUUCCCCUCUUCCCCCGCUGGGCUCUUUGCAGCCCAAAGCCCAUUGAUGGGAUGGUAGCAGUCCUUCACACUGUCCCAACUUCUGCUUCUUGCCCUAGCCAGAGAUGCUGCAGAAAAUUGGGCCUAAUGAUUUUAGGCUAAGCAGACUCUAAGGUUGGGGAGGGAAUAGUCUCCAGCUGGAGUAGUUCUAUUCCUCCACUGGCCAUGUGCUUCCUUGCAAGCAAGUCAGCAGCACAGCUGCUCCUGUUGCCAUCUGGACUUAUUUUAUGUCAAUUUGUUUAUAAAUAAAAACCAAUGCAGAUGCCAAUAUCUUUUUAA